GCUCUGGCCUCCCAGUGUUUCCUUCUUGGUGAAACUGGAGGCAACACUCUAGCUGAACAAACUUUAGGCAGUGCAGCCUCCUAGUCUUAUGGAACAUCUGAGGCAGAAGAAACCUGAGUCCAGCCAAUGUGCCCAAGGUCACCCAGCCAAAAGGCUGAGCAGGACUGUACAUCAGAUCUGUUGACCUCAGUCCUUGAUGCAUGCAGUCCAGCCAGAUUAAGUGACCGUUAAUACUGUCAGCUUUCCCUGCUGUGGGAUCUUCAUCCUCUUGAGUUCUUUUGCAGCCAGACAUCUGGGCCUCUUGCUGGAGAAGGUGGCAGCUUGCUGCUGUUAGACUCUAGUCUACUCCAUUUGGCAUCUGGAUGGCACUGAAAUUUUCUCAAGUGCCUCGUCUGUUGUAGAUAAUGAAUCUAUCCUCCAGUGACUCAGCACAGGUUUCCCAGUGUGGUCCUGGCUGCCCUGCCCCUGCCAGCUGCAGGCCCCACCCUUCCUGUAGCCAGGCUGAUGGGCCUUAUCUCUUUAUCCACCCAGCUGUGCACAGCACUCCUACUGACAACUUUCUUGGCCAAGGUGGGCUUCAGGGCUCAGUGUCCUGGUUACUGCAGUGGCAGCAACAGCAGGUCCUACUGUUGCCUCCCUCUAGUCUCUGCUUCUCUGGAUCCCUGAGGAGGGCAGAAGCCAGUGAUUCAGGUUCUUGGACAAGGUGUUGAGAAACACAAGGAACAGAGGGGACUGUGACCUGGGGACUUUUUCUGCAGGAAGAAAACAGCCCAAAGAUGAGAGUGAUUCGCGUGGGUACCCGCAAGAGCCAGCUUGCUCGCAUACAGACGGACAGUGUGGUGGCAACACUGAAAGCCUUGUACCCCGGCCUGCAGUUUGAAAUCAUUGCUAUGUCCACCACAGGGGACAAGAUUCUUGAUACUGCACUCUCUAAGAUUGGAGAGAAGAGCCUGUUUACCAAGGAGCUUGAACAUGCCCUGGAGAAGAAUGAAGUGGACCUGGUUGUUCACUCCUUGAAGGACCUGCCCACAGUGCUUCCUCCUGGCUUUACCAUCGGAGCCAUCUGCAAGCGGGAAAACCCCCAUGAUGCUGUUGUCUUUCACCCAAAAUUUGUUGGGAAGACCCUAGAAACCUUGCCAGAGAAGAGUGUGGUGGGAACCAGCUCCUUGCGGAGAGCGGCCCAGCUGCAGAGAAAGUUCUCACAUCUGGAGUUCAGGAGUAUUCGGGGAAACCUCAACACCCGGCUUCGGAAGCUGGAUGAGCAGCAGGAGUUCAGUGCCAUCAUCCUGGCAACAGCUGGCCUGCAGCGCAUGGGCUGGCACAACCGGGUGGGGCAGAUCCUGCACCCUGAGGAAUGCAUGUAUGCUGUGGGCCAGGGGGCCUUGGGCGUGGAAGUCCGAGCCAAGGACCAGGACAUCUUGGAUCUGGUGGGUGUCCUGCACGAUCCCGAGACUCUGCUUCGCUGCAUCGCUGAAAGGGCCUUCCUGAGGCACCUGGAAGGAGGCUGCAGUGUGCCAGUAGCCGUGCAUACAGCUUUGAAGGAUGGGCAACUGUACCUGACUGGAGGAGUCUGGAGUCUAGAUGGCUCAGAUAGCAUACAAGACACCAUGCAGGCUACCAUCCAUGUCCCUGCCCAGCAUGAAGAUGGCCCUGAGGAUGACCCACAGCUGGUAGGCAUCACUGCUCGUAACAUUCCACGAGGGCCCCAGUUGGCUGCCCAGAACUUGGGCAUCAGCCUGGCCAACUUGUUGCUGAGCAAAGGAGCCAAAAACAUCCUGGAUGUUGCACGGCAGCUUAACGAUGCCCAUUAACUGGUCUGUGGGGCACAGAUGCCUGGGUUGUUGCUAUCAGUGCCUACAUCCUGGCCCUCAGUGCCCCAUUCUCACUGCUCUCUGGGGAGUGAUUACCCCAGAAGACUGAACUGCAGGCUUCAAGCCUUCCGGGGAUUUGCCUCAGUUUGGGGCCUUGAUGACUGCCUUGCCUCCUCAGUAUGUGGGGGCUUCAUCUCUUUAGAGAAGUCCAAGCCACAGCCUUUGAAUGUAACCAACUCUACUAAUAAACCAGCUCUGAAGGUGU
This is a messenger RNA of Rhinopithecus roxellana (golden snub-nosed monkey), 2076 nucleotides long. RefSeq names its product hydroxymethylbilane synthase (gene HMBS). Gene Ontology annotation, cellular component: cytoplasm. Lineage: Eukaryota; Metazoa; Chordata; Mammalia; Primates; Cercopithecidae. Gene Ontology annotation, biological process: heme biosynthetic process. The coding region runs from base 777 to 1811 and encodes 344 amino acids. The record is from RefSeq and is a predicted model, not a curated record. Gene Ontology annotation, molecular function: hydroxymethylbilane synthase activity. The transcript has 14 exons.